Molecule: messenger RNA, 2061 nt
Organism: Acanthopagrus latus (yellowfin seabream)
Lineage: Eukaryota; Metazoa; Chordata; Actinopteri; Spariformes; Sparidae
Product: Krueppel-like factor 10
Exons: 4
Coding region: 237-1649 (470 amino acids)
Biological process (GO): regulation of transcription by RNA polymerase II
Molecular function (GO): RNA polymerase II cis-regulatory region sequence-specific DNA binding; DNA-binding transcription factor activity, RNA polymerase II-specific
Source: RefSeq, a predicted model, not a curated record
GCCUCUCUCCAGUUGGUCGGCGCUCAACACACCUUUGGGUCCGAUUGGGCGAGGCGUAAAGCCACGCCCCUUGCUUCCCCACCGUGUUUGAAACGAUGAAUGGGAACGAGGCCGAGGGGAAAACUGGGGAACCAUCGACUGAUUGGAUUCAUGUCAAAGACACAAGACAGCAAGUCGUCUCGGCAGUGAGACCAAGCUCCUGAACGCUUCACACACACUCAUAAGAUAGUUGAAACAUGGAAGUUGAAGAGCUCCACUCGGGCAUCCGUCGUGAAUUCCAGCCUGCCCCUUUGUGUGGAGGUGACCUGGAGGCUGUGGAAGCUCUGGUGUCCAUGACUAAGCACUGGAAGACCCAAAACUUCAGGUUCAGACACUCCAGACCCUUAACGCCAUCCUCAGACUUUUCAGAGGAUGACUCUACCCCCCUCGGGUGUACUGUGCUACAGGAAUCACCUUUGUGUAUGACGCCGCCAUACAGUCCGCCCCACUUCGAGGCCACCCGUCCACCCUCACCAGCACCCUUACACCAACAUGCAGCAGCUGGAAGUCCAAGCUGGCAGCCAACAGAGGAUAUGUACCUCCGCGCACACACUGCUGCUUCUCAGAGCAAGUUCCAGUGCACCAGCGUGAUCCGCCACACUUCAGAAUGCCAGCGCCACUCUUCUUCCAGAGCCGACGGAUCUACUCAGGUUCAUACAAAAGACUCUAAAACAGAUUUCAUCUGCGAAGAUGGGAUGGACUGUAGAGAUUCUGGGAAAAGUAUUUUAAUAGAGUCUGACUCUAAUGCAGCUGUACCACAGAAACCUUCCACUGUGACUUUGCCAAAUGUGGUUGAGGCCAGCCAGACUGUAUCAAACACACCUCAGGCUGUCUCCUCUGUUCAAGCUGUUGGUGCUGGGGUGUCCCCUGUGCCUGUCUACUGCCAGAUUCUUCCCAUCGCUUCUUCUUCCACACUUGCUGUACAGAAACCUGUCACAGCCUCUGAGAGCCAGAGACAGCAUCUACUACCUAUCUCAUCAGCAAUAACCGCUGCGCACACACCACUACAGCAGCAGCACAAGCAACAACAGGCACCGCCACAACCACAAACCCAAGCAGCCCCUCCUGCCCAGGUCUUUCUCUUGGGGGCUCAGGUGGCAAGAGGCCCCGUAAUGCUCCUCGUCCCUCAGCCUGCAGUUUCUACCCUCUACGUUCAGUCAGCGCCAGCGACCCCUGGUGGAACCAAGCUGCCCGCCAUCGCCCCCGCACCUGGCCGUGCCACGUUGGAACAAAGACAAUGCCCACUGCAGCCAGAAGUGUCCCGCGUACGCAGUCACGUUUGUCCCCGCGAGGACUGCAACAAGACCUACUUCAAGAGCUCCCACCUCAAGGCCCACAUGAGGACACACACAGGUGAGAAGCCCUUCAAAUGCAAGUGGGAGGGCUGUGAGAGGCGUUUUGCUCGCUCAGACGAGCUGUCGCGACACCGACGUACCCACACUGGAGAGAAAAGGUUUUCCUGUCCCAUGUGUCACAGCCGCUUCAUGCGUAGCGACCACCUAGCCAAGCACGCCCGGCGACACCUAGCAGCGAGGAAGACGCCCUUCUGGACGUUAGGGGUCACCCAGUCUGCUGACCUAGCUGCUUCAUCUUCAGCAAACUCUCCAUGAGGCAUCCUGAUGAGCCCCCAAAGUAAAAACUGUGAAACUGAAUGUGAGAUUUUUUGUGUCCGAGUGUCAAGAAUGCAGGAGGAAGAGUGUGUGUACCUGAUUUUUACGUGUCAUCCCUUUGUGAUUAGAGUUGCAUAUUAACGAGGUAAUGAGACUGUUUACAUUCUGCUUCAAGCACCUGUACCGCCUCAAAAUGAGCAGUUACACUGAACUUAUAGAUGGUAUAAUGUUAGCAAUUUUAAUUUUUAUAAAUUAAUACUUAAUAGGUUUACUUUUUGAUAUUUGACCAAAGAAUGUUCAGCAUUGUUCUUUUGUGCUACAAGAGAGUCCGUUUGUUAUCAAACAAUUUUGCACAGCACUGUUUGCUAGCGGGGAAAAUAGAAUAAUAAACUUGAAUAAAUUUUCUCUUGGA